This is a messenger RNA of Lampris incognitus (smalleye Pacific opah), 2387 nucleotides long. RefSeq names its product caspase-6-like. Gene Ontology annotation, biological process: proteolysis; apoptotic process. The record is from RefSeq and is a predicted model, not a curated record. Bases 64 to 975 code for a protein of 303 amino acids. Gene Ontology annotation, cellular component: cytoplasm. NCBI's taxonomy places the organism in Eukaryota, Metazoa, Chordata, Actinopteri, Lampriformes, Lampridae. The transcript has 8 exons.
UUGACAAAGCAGAUUCAUUAUUUGCCAGUGACAAUUGGAACAAGGGUAGUCCACUCCACAAAUAUGUCUAAUGCAGGAAAGGAAGUCUGUAAAGACAGCGCUGCCAAAGGCGGUAAUAUAACAACGGACCGGGCAGAACAUGCUGCAAACCUCACAGAGCCUGAUGCCAUCAUCCAAAGCAGUUUUUCUUUGGAUCCCGUUGAGGAAUAUAAAAUGGACAAUAAACGGCGAGGCCUAGCGCUCAUCUUUAAUCAAGAGCGCUUCUUUUGGCGCCUGGGAAUGAAUGAUCGGCAUGGGACCAACGCGGACCGCUUCAACCUGGAAAGAAGAUUUAAAGAGUUGAACUUUGAGGUGCACGCCCAUGACAACCUGAGACAGGAGGAAGUUUUAAAUAAGAUCAGGGAAGCGGCAGAGGCUGACCAUGCAGAUGCAGAUUGCUUUGUGUGUGUCUUCCUGAGCCAUGGAGAAAAUGACCGUGUUUAUGCCUACGACGGGAAGAUCAGCAUCCAGGAUAUCACGGCCCUCUUCAAAGGAGACAAGUGCCGGAGCCUUGUGGGAAAGCCGAAGAUCUUUGUACUACAGGCAUGCCGUGGGGACAAGCAUGAUGAGGCGGUGACCCCCAUGGAUGUUGUGGACAGUGAGGCAAAAACUAAUGAGGUGGUGGUAGAUGCUGGGGUUGUCUACACCCUCCCCGCUGGGGCAGACUUCAUUAUGUGCUACUCUGUGGCCGAAGGUUACUACUCCCACCGCGAGACCAUCAAUGGGUCCUGGUAUAUCCAGGAUCUUUGUGAGGUCCUUCGGAAGUUUGGUGAUUCCCUGGAGUUCACAGAGUUGCUUACACUCGUGAACCGGAAAGUGUCGAUGAGAAGCGUUGGGAAUUCAAAUGAUCGGAGCUCCAUUGGAAAGAAACAAGUUCCUUGUUUUGCAUCGAUGCUCACCAAGAAACUGUACUUCCGACCAAAAAAGCAAGUUUGAUCCCGUUUAUGAAUUAAAUAAGCCCUGUUUCACGUUGCAUGUUUGGGAGGGGGUCCCUUAACUUCUUGGCAUAAUUUCAAAAACAUUCUUGCAGGUUUUCACUGGUCCUCAACUGAACAUUUUUUGUUAUCUGAAUAUUGGAUUCACAUUACACACGUAUACAUAUUUAGCAGUGUAAUUGGAUGUUGAAGCAUUUACAAUUUUGUUGGUGUGGACAAAGUGCAGCAUGCCAUAUUUCACACUCCCGCAUGUCGGUACCUCUUUUCAAGACACAGGAUAACUAUUAACUGCAUUCUGAAGUACUUACGCAGAAGCCUCAAAACAUCAAGAUUUUCUGGUUAUAACCUCUUCAGGAUUAAGGAAAUCAGUAGAGCAGGUAGCAGAGAGAUUUGCAGGUGAGAUAUAAUAAUUGAAAAAUAGCAAUGAAAAUUUUGAAGUUAUUUUUUUUCUAAUUUACGUAAGUGCCUCAUCCCCAUCACUGUUUCCUUAAAUAAUAAUCCACACUGUUGAAUAAAUUAUAUUCAUCCCAACAUAAUUUUAUGACCCCGCUCAAGCAUGUUUUUUUUUUGUAUUUUUUAAGCGUUUUAAGCGAAAGAAAAAGGGAAUCCAUGUUUUGUGUUCUGUCCUGUGAUGGAGUUCACAGUAACACAUUUUUAACUAUGCACUUUUGCACCUCGAGCAGGAGCAAACAACUGCAGUAGGGGGAGUACCUCAGGGAGGAGAUGGGUGUGUCUUUUUCAGAGAUUUACACCAAAACACAAUCGGUCGUGCUACGUGAGCCAUGAAUCAAGAAAAUUUUUUUACCAGCAAUACAUUGUAAUGUAUCCUGUUGUCAUUCUACUGUGCUUAGCUAAAUUAUGUGACAUUUUAGGAGCUGUUUUUACCCUCUACCGAGUACCUCUUUUGUGCAUUUUUGUACACGGAAUUUGCAUAGAACAUUUUCCAUCCUGUCAUCUUCAACUCAGGAUCUAUACUGUCCAUAAAACAUUUUGUGAUAAAUGGUGACUCCUUUCAUGAUUUCAAUAGCUUUAUACCAUUGCAUUGGUAACACGGUACAAGAGAGCAGUUAUUUGUAAGCAAAGCUGCCAAUUAAGAAAACGACAAAUCUAUUGCUUUAGUGCAGUAGCACAAAAUGGGGACCAUACGUCAGCCAAAAUUACACUGACAAAAUUUUUAAAUACCUAUUAAAAAAACUUGUUAUUCUGUGUGUUUGAAGCAUCCAAAUGUUUUGGGUUUGUGGGAUUUGCACUAACGGUGAUCAGAACUCUUAAGUGACAAUUUUGUGAUUUUUGUAUUUGCAUAAAGAGAAAAUAUCUGACAAAUCUAACCAGGUACAGAAACACCUGGACUUGAAUCUGAAACUGAAAUCUGAUCACUGAAACAUUCUGCACUGAGCUGCAAUAAACUGUUGA